Messenger RNA from Lottia gigantea (owl limpet), 552 nucleotides. RefSeq lists its product as hypothetical. NCBI's taxonomy places the organism in Eukaryota, Metazoa, Mollusca, Gastropoda, Lottiidae. The transcript has a single exon. The coding region runs from base 1 to 552 and encodes 183 amino acids. The record is from RefSeq and is a predicted model, not a curated record.
AUGGGAGCCUUUAUUUUACAUUUUGAAAGGAUUGCCCGCCAUCAGGAAUGGUCAAAUAGGAAAAAAUUGGAAAACUGUUUAGGAAAUUCCGCUCUUGAGUACGCAGAUAAGCUUUCUUCUGAUCUAUUAUAUAGAGAAGUCAAGAAGGAAUUAAACUUUCGAUUAAGCGAGAAAGAUGAACCUGUUUCUGCUAGGCGCGAGUUACAAUCGUUACGACAACUCGAAACGGAAUCUCUACGUGCUCAACGUGUCCAAACAUUGGCCAUGGACGGCUAUACGGACGCUAGCAGUAAAACUAGAAACCAAAUAGCCAUUGAAUGCUUUCUCCGUGGUUGUAAGGAGAAGGAUGCGGUGCAGAAGGCUAUGGAAAAGAAUCCAAAAUCGGUUCAGGACGCUUUAAAACACAUGAGACUAUUUUUAGCCAAUCAGAAAAGUUUAUUUGGUUCUAAAAACUUUUCACAUCGACAAGUAAACUUUAAGACCGAGUCGGAUACAGAAUCCGUUAACACGAUAAGCACACAUGAAACCUUGAAACACUACACGAAAAGAUAG